This is a messenger RNA of Magallana angulata, 1448 nucleotides long. RefSeq names its product 26S proteasome regulatory subunit 6A-B. NCBI's taxonomy places the organism in Eukaryota, Metazoa, Mollusca, Bivalvia, Ostreida, Ostreidae. Gene Ontology annotation, biological process: proteasome-mediated ubiquitin-dependent protein catabolic process. The transcript is spliced from 13 exons. The record is from RefSeq and is a predicted model, not a curated record. Gene Ontology annotation, cellular component: proteasome regulatory particle, base subcomplex. Gene Ontology annotation, molecular function: ATP binding; proteasome-activating activity; ATP hydrolysis activity. Bases 21 to 1307 code for a protein of 428 amino acids.
AUCACGUGAUCAUACCGGGUAUGGCGACUCUGGAAGAUAAAGCAAUUUGGGAAGACGGAGAAGAGAGUUUGGGAGAGCAGAUAUUGAAAUUGAAUACAGAUGAAAUAGUUACAAGGACCAAACUUCUUGAAAAUGAAAUCAAGAUUAUGAAAAGCGAGAUUCUGAGGAUAAAUCAUGACCUAACAGCAACUAAAGAAAAAAUAAAAGAAAACACAGAAAAAAUAAAAGUCAACAAAACUCUUCCAUACCUGGUUUCAAAUGUUAUUGAGUUGCUGGACAUGGAACCCCAGGAUAGUGGGGAGGAGGAUGGAGCCAAUAUUGAUCUCGAUGCUCAACGGAAGGGCAAGUGUGCUGUGAUAAAGACAUCCACCAGACAGACAUAUUUCCUGCCAGUCAUAGGCCUGGUUGAUCCAGAAAAACUGAGCCCAGGAGACAUUGUGGGUGUUAACAAGGAUUCUUACUUGAUUCUUGAAACCUUACCACAAGAGUAUGAUUCAAGAGUAAAGGCUAUGGAAGUGGAUGAAAGACCUACAGAACAGUACUCAGAUAUUGGUGGUCUAGACAAACAGAUUCAAGAGCUCAUAGAAGCUGUAGUAUUGCCAAUGACACACAAAGAGAGGUUUGAAACUCUUGGAAUCCAACCACCCAAAGGUGUGUUAUUGUAUGGAGCCCCAGGUACAGGUAAAACAUUACUGGCCAGGGCCUGUGCUGCACAGACAAAAUCAACGUUCCUCAAACUGGCAGGACCACAGCUGGUACAGAUGUUCAUUGGAGAUGGAGCCAAGCUAGUCAGAGAUGCUUUUGCUCUAGCUAAAGAAAAACAGCCAGCAAUUAUAUUUAUUGAUGAGUUGGAUGCAAUAGGAACAAAACGAUUCGAUUCUGAGAAGGCUGGUGACAGAGAAGUCCAGAGGACAAUGUUGGAGCUUCUGAACCAGAUGGAUGGGUUUCAACCAAAUGCCCAAAUCAAGGUGAUAGCAGCCACCAAUAGAGUGGACAUUCUGGAUCCUGCUCUUCUGAGGUCAGGGAGGUUAGACAGAAAGAUAGAAUUCCCCCACCCCAAUGAAGAGGCCAGGGCCAGAAUUCUACAGAUUCACUCCCGUAAAAUGAACGUCAGCAAAGAAGUGAAUUUUGAGGAAUUGGCCAGAUGUACAGAUGAUUUCAAUGGUGCCCAGUUGAAAGCAGUAUGUGUGGAAGCGGGUAUGAUAGCAUUAAGGCGAGAAGCCACAGAGCUGGAUCAUGAAGACUAUAUGGAUGCUAUCAUUGAAGUGCAAGCCAAGAAGAAGGCAAAUCUGAUGUAUUAUGCUUAGAGACAUUGAGAGAACUGUGUUGUAUUUGAGAUCUGGGAACUGUUCUGCCUGUAAAAAACAAUUACCAAUAUUCAUUUUUGAUGGAACCAUUAUGACUGGAUGUUUAAUAUGUAUGUCAAUAAAAUGUCAAAAAUUUCAGAA